Astyanax mexicanus (Mexican tetra) is the source of this 1222-nucleotide messenger RNA. Its product is annotated as sperm acrosome membrane-associated protein 4. The transcript is spliced from 3 exons. The record is from RefSeq and is a predicted model, not a curated record. Lineage: Eukaryota; Metazoa; Chordata; Actinopteri; Characiformes; Acestrorhamphidae. Bases 129 to 533 code for a protein of 134 amino acids.
AUAUAUCUGCAGGAUCCUGACUCAGACGCUCAUUCUGGCUCUGCAUCUCAUCAAGCAGCUGCCCAGAGACCCUGUGUUCCUCUAAACCUUAUUUUCUUUCAUUAUAUACUUUUACUAAAGGCUUCAGGAUGAGAAGAGCUAUCAUCGGAGUGGUCGCAGUUAUCGGACUCUUCGCUCUGGCGGAGUCUCUGACCUGUAAUACGUGCUCAGUGGGACUGGUAGGAAUCUGUCUGAAUCCAUCAUCCAGCGUCUGCAGCUCCAACUCCUCCAGCUGCUUCACUGGAAGAGCCAAGUUCCCGGCGAUCAGCGGUUUCUCUGGCUUCAAUUCUCAGGGAUGCCUCGACUCUACUCAGUGUAACGCCACCAUUAACGGCACCAUCCUGGGCGCCACUUACACCAUCUCUCAAACCUGCUGCAACACGGACAAGUGUAACCCCGUCCUGCUCAGCGGCGCCCCCUACAUGCAGCUGUCUCUGCCCGUGGCUCUGAGCACCGCCCUGCUCGCCCUGGUCUGGAGCAAUUCCAUCUAUUAAACAAUUUAAAUUCCUUUCAAAUUUCCAAUUUCCUACAUAAUCUGCUGUUAUAUGACUAAUAUUUCAAAUAUUACAUUAAAAAAAAAACCUUAAACAAUGUAUCUACACUGUUUACUAAAAUUAAUACAACAUAAACACAACUCAAAUAAUCAAAUAACAUUAAAGCUCCACUAGGUAGGAUUGAGAUUUUGUGCUUGUGGGCUCCCCCUACAGUUGUAGAGUGUAAUAAAUGUUUCAGGCGGAUUAGUUUCUCUUUCUCGUUUUCUGGCUUUCACAGACAGACAUCGGUCUCUUAUCAGCUUCUGCCAGAGUGUCUGUAUGUUAUUUUGUAAAGAAUGAACCAGUAGUCCUUGUAGAACUGUUAGAACUAAAGGUCGGAAAGCAGGUCGCAGUUCUCGCGAGCGUUGGUCACGGCCGCCUCGGAAAACUUACAGAGUCUGGUUUGAGUUAAGAGGAGCUCCGGCACAGGAGACACGAGAGGACCACUAUUCCUCCUAUUACACCUCCAUGCAGCGCUGCAGUGAGUUUCAAGCUGUAAUUUUACUUCUUUAAAAAGAUUAAAAAUCAAGGAAAUCCUACCUAGUGCUGCUUCAAAAUAGAAGGUUCUUUAAAGAAUGACUUUUGUAAAUUGCAAAUUAUUGUGUUUUUUUGUUUUGUAAAGAAAGUAAAGAAUAUUUGCCUAAUGUAAA